Cucumis sativus (cucumber) is the source of this 1594-nucleotide messenger RNA. RefSeq lists its product as uncharacterized. The transcript is spliced from 7 exons. Bases 137 to 1387 code for a protein of 416 amino acids. The record is from RefSeq and is a predicted model, not a curated record. NCBI's taxonomy places the organism in Eukaryota, Viridiplantae, Streptophyta, Magnoliopsida, Cucurbitales, Cucurbitaceae.
AUGGUUUUUGCCUGAAAAGAAGAGGUUUCUCUCUUCUUUUUGGGGUUUUGGGUUUUUCUUUUUGUAUAUAAACUGAGUGAUCGUUCAUUCUAUUAGUUGAAUUUAUUUGGGACAUUUUGUUUUCUUGUUUUUGUGUAUGAUGAUGAAGCUUAGAAAGAGAGCUUUAAUGGAGGCUAAUAAUAAUAAUAGAGCUGGAGGAGAAAUUAGAAAAGUCCAUAUUAUUUACUUUCUUUCCCGUAUGGGACACGUGGAGCAACCCCAUCUCAUCCGUGUUCAUCAUCUCGCCGGAGGAAGCGCCGGCGUUUAUCUUCGAGAUGUAAAGAGAUGGCUUGGGGAAUUGAGAGGAAAGGAAAUGGCAGAAGCCUUCUCAUGGUCUUACAAAAGAAAGUACAAAACAGGGUACGUUUGGCAAGAUCUGGUGGAUGACGAUCUCAUAACUCCAAUUUCUGACAACGAAUAUGUUCUUCAAGGAUCCCAAAUCAUAUUUCCCUCUACUCUCUUUGAUACUAAAACAUCAUUAUUCAGAGAAGAAUUGGAAGUAAGUGAAGAUUUUUCAUCCAAAGUUCAGAAAGCGAAUGCAGAACAAUCUCCACCGUGUGAUUCGGAGAGAUCGACAGUAACCGACGAUGGGGAUUCGAUGAAGGUUGAAGAAGAAACAGCUAAGAAUUUGGAGACAAACCAAAAACAGGGGGUAGAAGAAGAAGAAGUACAGGAUAUUGAAGGGGUUAAGACACAAUAUUCUUCUUCUUCUUUGUAUGCAAAAUUGGCGAACAACAAGAAGGAGAAAGAUAAAGAUAAGGAUCUCAUGGGAAAAGAAGGUGGACCAACAGCCACGUCGACAGUUUCGUCAUCAGCCCAACCGGCAUUUACAAAGAGCAAGAGCUACUCAAGCGGGGCUUCUCACGUGUUUCGCCAAUUGAUCACUUGCGGGAACGGGGCAGAAGAUACCAACGACACCGUUUUGGUGAAGAACCGAUCUCAACCCAAAAACGAUGCCGUGAUUUGUAGGGACGAGGUGUUGGGUGGCUCCGCCCGAGUCAUCGGAAAUUCUUGGGAUUUUGGGAACCUCGAAAUCCGCCGUCAAACUUCUCGAAAAAGUGUUGAUGAUUUAAGAAAGAAGAGACCAAAAGAAAAUGGCAAUGGAAAGGUGAACGCAACGGCAACUUACAAGCCAAUGGCAGGACCAAAUUGCUCGUUAUGUGGGAAGAGUUUCAGGCCGGAGAAGAUGCAUUCACACAUGAAAUCAUGCAGAGGAAUGAAGUGUUUGACGUCCAAGAAUAAUAAUAAUAAUAAUAAUAAUAAUACUGCUACAUCAGACAAAAGCACUUUGUCUAAAUCAACUACAUCCGACAACGAUUUGGUUUCCACUUACAUGUUGACCAACUGAGCCUUUUUGCUUCCUCAUCCAAUUCUUAUAAGUACUUUUUAAGAGUAUUGUUUUAUCACAUCUCUCUCCUUUUACAAAUAUGAUGUAAAGCUAGAAGACUAUAUAUAUAUAAGUAUAUUAUGGAAAAAGUAGUUUUAUAGAAAGGAUCUGUAGUAAAAAAUGUGAGCUAAGUUUCUGCUUCAAAUAAUGAAAUAGAAUUUGCUCUUU